UUGUAGGUUCAUGACUACAUUUUUAGUCGAAAGAAAACUAACAAAAUCAAUAAACAAGUGAGAAAUAUCAUACUUUAUCGUCCAAAUUAAGCACGUUGGUCCGGAACAACUCUGAAGAUUAAAACUAAGUAAUGCCGUGUAGAUUUGCAGCGCUUUCAGCGUGCUGCUUCCUUUUUGCAGUUUUUCUGUCAGUUUCCCACAGCUGCCCUAUAGGGUAUGUCGGUUCACCAUGCACAGUUCGUCGAUGUGAAUCCCUGAUUGCUCCAGCCAACGGUAUUAUCGUGGGUCAGUGCCUCAGGGAAUACUCAUCGGUUUGUCGCAUGCAGUGCUAUGAAGGCUACGUAGCUGUCGGUAGUGUGGAACGAAGGUGUGAUGUGAGUCCUAGUAAUGUUAUGGUAUGGACAGGCUCACCGCUGCAGUGCAUAGUUCGUCGAUGUGAAUCCCUGCUUCCUCCACCCAACGGCGUUAUCGUGGGUCAGUGCCCCAGGGUAAUUUUGUCGGUUUGUCGCAUGCAAUGCUAUGCAGGCUACCUAGCUGUCGGUAGCGAGGAACGGAAGUGUGAUUUGAGAGCUAAUAACGUUAUGGAAUGGACAGGGUCACCGCUGCAGUGCGUCGCUCGUCGAUGUGAAUUCCUGUUUCCUCCAGCCAACGGCAUUAUCGUGGGUCAGUGCUUCAGGGAAUACUCAUCGGUUUGUCGCAUGCAGUGCUAUGAAGGCUACGAAGCUGUCGGUAGUGUGGAACGAAAAUGUGAUGUGAGCGCUAAUAAUGUUAUGGAAUGGACAGGCUCACCUCUGCAGUGCGUCGUCAUCAGGUGCCCUGCUCUGUCCGUGGCAUUUGCAGACCCUCCCUCUGGCGUUUGCACGUCUCCAUCCCUUCAGUACAACACUCGUUGUACCUUUGCAUGCCAGGCCGGAUACAGUUUGAAGGGUUGCAAGGAACGUGUUUGUCAGCUUGAUAAAUCCUGGUCUGGAAAUCCCACAAGCUGUGUGGGUAUGUACGAUACACCAUUAUGACUCCCAUAGCCCUUAACAUAGUAUCAUCAUGCAUAGUGAACCCUGUUAUCAGAAAAUUAACCAAUGUGAUUCCUGUCGGGGCGCACGAUCAGAAAACGGGAGAUUGUAACCUUAUUUGUUUCUUUUAAAAAUGCACUUAAAUUGCAGAUUUUGUGAUUGACAAAUAGGUCAUAAAAGACAGAAAAAGCACGAGCAAACAAACAAACAAACAAACAAACAAACAAACAAACAAAAAGUCAUAAAAACGAACAAGAAAACAAAUAGUCAAAAAAAAAAUAAACAAAACAGUCACUUCAAAAUAAGCGUGCUUUAAAAUGGAAGCAGCAAUAUAAGCUUACAUGACUAAGUUGUUUGUUGAGUAGGGAUGCGUGGUUAUUUAAGAGGCUGUCUAUGUAAGAACCGACCACUGAUUUUACUUCGAAGAUUCGAUUUUUCUCAUAAGCUGGGAUUUCAAAGCCCUUACCU
This is a messenger RNA of Orbicella faveolata, 1478 nucleotides long. RefSeq names its product E-selectin-like. Lineage: Eukaryota; Metazoa; Cnidaria; Anthozoa; Scleractinia; Merulinidae. The record is from RefSeq and is a predicted model, not a curated record.